Molecule: messenger RNA, 1341 nt
Organism: Dothidotthia symphoricarpi CBS 119687
Lineage: Eukaryota; Fungi; Ascomycota; Dothideomycetes; Pleosporales; Dothidotthiaceae
Product: putative hexose carrier protein
Exons: 4
Biological process (GO): carbohydrate transport; transmembrane transport
Cellular component (GO): membrane
Molecular function (GO): carbohydrate:proton symporter activity
Source: RefSeq, a predicted model, not a curated record
UCAGCGACACAGGGUUACGAUUCUUCUAUGAUGAAUGGACUUCUCAUUCUCCCUUCGUACGCGGACUACUUUCGAGUCAGCGAGGGUGUCAAAUCACUUGACGUCUCUAUCGUCUUUGCCGGGUGCGUAGUUGCCACUCCAUUUGCCGGCUGGAUUUCCGACAAGUACGGUCGCAAAAAAGCCAUGGCCAUAACUGCACUGCUCGCCAUCUUUGGAGCAGCGAUUCAAUCUGCUGCCGUUCAUUUCGCCAUGUUCUGCGUUGGACGUUUUAUCGUCGGCAUAUCAAUUACGACAGGGUCUGCUUGUUCUCCCAACUACAUUUCUGAAGUAGCUCAUCCAAGACACCGCGUCUUCCUUACAGGUGUUUAUGGCUCCACAUGGUAUGUAGGGUCGCUCCUGGCAGCGUGCAUAACUUUCGGCAGCCAAUAUAUUCAGAGUACAUGGGCGUGGAGGCUGCCGUCUCUAUUGCAGUUUAUCCCAUCUAUUUUGUGUUUAGUACCACUUCCUUUCAUACCCGAGAGCCCGCGAUGGUUGAUAUACAAGGAUCGACACGAUGAAGCCAAGGAGGUUCUGAUCAAGUACCAUGGCAAUGGCGAUCCGAAUUCCACACUAGUAGCUUUAGAGUUUGAAGAAAUUCUGCAGACCCUUGAAUACGAAAAGUCGGUUCAGAAGACUUCGUUCAAGGCUCUUGUUGCCACCAGGGCAAAUAGAUGGAGAUUUGGCAUAGCUCUUGCCGUUGGCAUCUUUGGUCAAAUCUCGGGCAACAACAUCAUCUCGUAUUAUCUCGGAAGCGCACUCGAUAGUGCCGGCGUCACAGACGUGCCAUCGCAACUUGCUAUCAGCAUCGGGUUGAGCGUAUGGAAUCUUGUCUGUGCCAUGAUUGGCAGUGCAUACAUGGAUAAAGUUGGGCGAAGGCCUGCUUCCUUAUUUGUGUCUGGCUCUAUGGGUGUGUUGCUCCUAGUCAACGCCAUAAUCACGAGGUUUUACCUGGAUAGCCCAACGACCGCAUCCUCUGCUGGAUCGGUGCUGUUAAUCUUCCUAUUCUAUGGUUGCUAUUCUCUUGUAUGGACACCAUUGGCUUGGAUUUACCCUAUCGAAGUUUUGAGCUACUCUCUUCGUGCGAACGGUCUGGCAGCAUACAGUGGUGCUUUGUAUCUUGCUGCCUUCUUCAACACAUACGCUAUUCCAUAUGCAAUGGAAUGGUCCAGUUGGGGGUUCUAUCUGAUUACUGCGCUCUGGUGUCUAGUCGGAGAAGUUGCCAUUGUGUGGUUCUACUUUCCAGAGACGAAGGGAAUGACGCUGGAAGAGGUGGACAAGAUAUUUGAUGGUCAAACCCACUCU